This is a messenger RNA of Leptosia nina, 930 nucleotides long. The record is from the annotation of a GenBank genome assembly. NCBI's taxonomy places the organism in Eukaryota, Metazoa, Arthropoda, Insecta, Lepidoptera, Pieridae.
AUGAGUUCAUUAAAAUACGUGAAAUUCAACGCUCGCGGUCUCAUACCGCCAGUUUUUACCCCCCUUAAAAAAGACCUGACUAUAAAUUACGAAGUUAUACCGAGAUAUGUGGAUUUUAUUCACAAGAGCGGAAUAAAAGGAUUAAUGGUUGGAGGCACUGCGGGUGGUCAUAUGUGUCAUUCCUUAGUUGAGAAAAAAAUAUUAGUAGAAGAGUGGGUGAAGGCCGCUAAAGAAAGAGAUCUUCAUGUGAUGGUGCAAGUUGGUGGAACUGCUAUGCCUGAUGUCUUGGAUAUGGUACAACACUGCGUUCGAACUGGUGUAGAUUCAAUACUUACCUUACCGGAGAUCUACUUUCGUCCUAAGAAUUUAACGGAAUUAGUGGAUUAUGUGGAAACUGUCGCCAAAGCUGCGCAAGACCUUCCCGUUCUGUAUUACCAUAUUCCGCAUAUGACCAAUGUCUCUGUAAGCAUGCCAGCAUUUGUAGCAGAAGCCAACAAACGUAUACCGAACUUCAAGGGCAUAAAAUUUUCAUCCAAUGACCUGAGCGAAGCAGCCCAAGUACUCAGAAAUUUAAAGGACGAUCAACAAAUAUUAUUAGGAAGUGCAACAUUGUUAGCUCCAGCGGCGCUCCUCGGGAUUAAAUCAAGUAUUGGUACAAUUUACAACUUCAUGCCAAAGUUAGCACAAGGUAUUCUGGAAGCUAUAGAGGCAUCUGAUGUAAACAAGGCCAGAAAACUUCAAGAACAACUCAGUUUGGCUAUUGAAGCACAUGUACCGGAAGGUGGUUGGGUCCCAGUGAUGAAAGUCGGUAUGGAAAUCGUGACUGGAAUCCCAGUAGGACCUGCAGCAGCCCCACAAAAACCUGUAACAGAAGAUGGGAAAAAGAGAAUUGAAGAGAGAUUGAGGAAACUUGGUUUGCUCGAAGCAUGA